This is a messenger RNA of Cheilinus undulatus (humphead wrasse), 2699 nucleotides long. RefSeq names its product MON1 secretory trafficking family member A (gene mon1a). NCBI's taxonomy places the organism in Eukaryota, Metazoa, Chordata, Actinopteri, Labriformes, Labridae. Gene Ontology annotation, biological process: vesicle-mediated transport; protein targeting to vacuole. Bases 158 to 1720 code for a protein of 520 amino acids. The transcript has 6 exons. The record is from RefSeq and is a predicted model, not a curated record.
UAGCAGGGCAUGUUGACUAGCAAGAAAAAGUACUUUUCUCUUGUCCCUGCUUGAUUGGUAGUUGCUGUGAAAGUGACAAGCAAAUCGUUGAGCACAACGGACAAAUGAAGAAGGCCCUGGAAAUGAAAGCUGUGUGUCCCUGUCAAAAGUAGCAGUGAUGGAUGUUGAAGCCCGAAGGGCGGCUGUGUCGUGGGAGAAUGGGACUCUGGCUCCUGUGGACCACCUUCGCUCCGAGAGGGCAGACAGCCCCACGCCAGGUCUUGUGGAGGGGACUGAACCAGGUGCAGGUCAGAAGAGUGCUAUGUUUGUCCGUGCACAGUCUUUUGAAGAUCUGACUGCAGAGACUGAAGAACUGGUUCGGAGGGAGGCUCAGCUGGACAAACCCAUCGAGUCUGCAGAGGAGCUUGAGGUACUAGUGGGAGAGAAAAGCAUAGAUGAACAGCACAACAAUGAAAUUCCAUCUGAGAGUCGCACAAAGGAGGAAGAUGUGUCAAGUGAGGCGUGGAGGAGCCACAGAAAACACGUGUUUGUGUUAAGCGAGGCUGGAAAGCCGAUCUACUCCCGCUAUGGCACGGAGGAGGCCCUGUCCAGCACCAUGGGGGUGAUGAUGGCCCUUGUAUCGUUUGUGGAGGCUGAGAAGAACAUCAUCCGCUCCAUCCAUGCAGAUGGCUGUAAAGUGGUCUUCCUUGCCAAGAGCCCUCUAGUCCUGGUGGGCGUGUCCAGAACCUGUCAGUCAGACAAGGAGCUGCUGCGGGAGCUACAGUACAUCUACUACCAGAUCGUCAGCCUUCUCACCCUCACCCAACUCAACCACAUCUUUCAGCACAAGCAGAAUUACGACCUGCGCCGCCUGCUGGCUGGCUCUGAGUAUCUUACAGACAACCUUCUGCACCGGCUGGAUCGAGACCCCGGUCUGCUGCUCAGCGCCGUCACCUGCCUGCCUCUGCCCAGCUCCGCCAGGGACGUGGUGUCAUCGAGCCUGCAGGCAGCCAAAGCUAAAAACCUGGUCUUCUCCAUCCUGCUGGCGGGGGAUCGCCUGGUCACUCUAGUGAGAAAAAAGGACCAGUUCCUGCACCACAUAGACUUGAACCUGGUCUUCAACCUGGUAGGUUCUUCAUCGUCCUUCCGGGAGGGUGAAGGCUGGACGCCCAUCUGUUUGCCAAAGUUCAACACUGCAGGAUUUUUCCACGCUCACAUUUCGUAUCUAGAGCCUGCUUCUGAUCUCUGCCUCAUCCUGGUUUCUACUGACCGAGAGGACUUUUUUAACAUGUCCGACUGCAAGCAGCGAUUUCUGGAUAGGCUGAACAAGCGCAGUGCAUACCAGGCCCUGAAGGAGGCGCUCAAAUGUCCCAGCUAUAGUGUGGAGCAGGUUGGCAUCCCAGAGCUGAGGCACUUCCUGUAUAAAUCAAAGAGCUCAGGGCUUUACACCAGCCCAGCUUUUCCUGUUGUGUACCAGAGUGAUGAUGAGCAGGAGAGACUGAUGGAGUUGUACCAGGACCUUCAUAGCCGCUUGCAUCAUCCAACCAGACCUCUUCGCUCCUUGUAUCGGUGCACUGAAAGUGAAAACCUGAUGGCAUGGGUGACAAGUGGCUUCGAGCUCUACCUCUGCUUCAGUCCGCUAGGGACCAAGGCCUUGGCUGUCUCUGCUGUCACCAAGCUGCUGAAGUGGAUCAGGAAGGAGGAGGAUCGCCUCUUCAUCCUGAGUCCUCUUACAUACUGAGCCUCCGAUCACAGGCGUGGUGUCAACAACACAUGAUGCACUAGUCUAAGCUUUACCCUUGCUUCUGGAUUCAUGGGAUCUCAUUUAAAGAUUUGUGACAAGACAAAAUGGAUUAUAGAGUCAGGGUGGGUUAAAGCUUUUUUUUUAUCCCGCUAGAUUUUUAUAACUUUAAAUUAAUGAUAUCAAUAGAUAAGAGGAAGCAUCAGCACUACUGAUGGCAUAUCAGAAACAAAACCAUACAGUGGCAUUUUUAUGCUUUUGAGGUUUUCAUGAAUACAUAACUAUUUUACUGUAACAGACCUAUUUUGCCUCUAAGAACAAGAUGAAUGCUGUCUCUGUUUUUAAAAAGCUUUCAGCGUAGUUAUUGAAAGAUGAAACAUUUAAUUUGAGAAACUGGAAUUUAUUGAAGACUUACAGAAGAAUGUAAUCUCUUUGUUAUGAGACAAUGUCAAACUAUGGGCAAAUCACAUUCCUGCGUUUGUGUGCUCUUUACAUUAUGACCAAUUACUGUAAAGACAAAUUGUCAUUUUACCUCCAUGCACUUUCUUUAUGCAAAAAAAAAAAAAAACAACACUCCAGGAGAAAUGUUCAUGAAUCUGUAACAUGUUUACUGCUGUCAUUUUAUUGUAUUAACAUGUGUUAUUAAUGUAACUCAAUUUCUCUGCAUUAAUCAUGUGUCAUUAGAAUUUCCAAAUUAACACUCAUGUUUCUUUCACUGUGAUAGGCAGAAUAAUUAAAGUAUUUUGUGAAAUCUUAUUUACUUUUGACUAAUCAUCUAAGUCUGCUGUAUUUCAUGGGAUCCUUCUGUGCUGUAGGGGUCCAUUGAUGCCACAUCUGCCUCCACUAAUCAUGCCUUAAAUAAAGUUUUUUGUUUUGUGCAAAGCCAAUAUGAAUUGUAUAAUUGUAGAUGCAGAUUUAUGGCUGCUUCUCAAUGAAACAAUUAUGAAUGGAUAAAUAAAUAGUGAGUAAUACAACACAC